Molecule: messenger RNA, 575 nt
Organism: Lucilia cuprina (Australian sheep blowfly)
Lineage: Eukaryota; Metazoa; Arthropoda; Insecta; Diptera; Calliphoridae
Product: ABC transporter H family member 2-like
Exons: 3
Coding region: 84-575 (163 amino acids)
Source: RefSeq, a predicted model, not a curated record
AAAAACACAUUUAGGAGCAAACCUUGUCAACAUUACAAGCAGGAAAUUUAAUUGAUCAAAGUAGCGAUGCCGCCCAUUACAAUAUGGUUGGUGGGCACAGUGGUGAAGGUGGUGUUGUUGGCAUUGAAAACAAUUCGAAUCACAUUUCAAAUAAUAUUGCCAAUAAAUCCCAAAUGCAUUCUUUAAAUUCGAAUGGCAUACAAAAUCAAGUCAAUACAAAUAAUUCUACGUCUAUGAAUUCCAACUCCUCUACUUCUACCAGUGCCGCUGGCUAUUGUUCAAAUUGUGGUGUUGCCUGUAAUAUAUUGAAUAAUUCGCCACAUGGUAAACUAUGUUCCAGUUGCCAUCAUCAUUGGAGACGCACUGGCAAUAAACGUCCCAAUUCGGGUCCAUAUUUUUGCAAAAGAUCUCGUGACCGUAAUGCUGAACGUCAUAAACGCAACCCGCCUCGUGGCAUGUAUAUAAAUCAUGAUGAUAUUUUCGCUCUGGCCAGUGCAAAUGAUAAUCAAGAUGAGUUACUGGCAAAUAUUGAUCGUGAAAUUGUCUCCCUCUUAAGUCAAUUAAGAAUUUUUUAA